ACAAGGAUGAUCUUAGCAAUGCUUAAUGUGGAAAGGCUUUGACUUGGAGGCGAGCGGGGGAAGGUUUAGGGCAGACUAGAGGGCCGGUUAGGGGUGUGUGCUGGAGCUGGGGAACCGGGGAGGGAGUGUGUGAGCCUUGAGGGUCAGGGGACACCACAGGGAUUGCUGUGGCAGAGGGACAUGUGAACCGUGGUUGGCUUGGGAGCAAGUGUGUGGCUCAAGGGCAACAGCCCGGCCAGGUCCAGGUGGGGGCCUGGGCAGCGCCUGCCAUGUGGGACCGGCCCCUGGUGGUGCUCAGCUGUGUCUUGACACCCCGAAGAAGGUCUUGGUACCUUCUCACCAACCUAAUUCCUGAGCUACCUAACCCCAAAUGAGCUAGAAUUGCUAUCUCAACCGUUUUUUGCAGGUUCUGUCUUGUCUGGUGCAGUGCAAACUGGGCCCUGAGCAUGCAGGAGAGCAGAGGAAGGACAGGCAGACAGAUGGAUAGAUGAAGGCGGGAAGCACAGGCUGAGGGGAUUUGGGGCAUGUGUGGUGGGGAGGCUGCGGAGAGGAGACCGCACAGGCAGGAGCUGAGCUGGUGAAAGGGAGGGUUCUAGCCCCCAGGGGAAGGGUCUGCGACACUGACAGGAGGGGCUUGGCCCGAGGGCCUUGGUCCGAGGAGGUGGGUGGUCUGGAGGUUGCAGGGAGCAGAGGGUCUGAGAUGGGGAAGGAAAUGGAGCUGGGUGGGGUGCAGAGAGGAGCCCCACGACUGCCCACCUCCUGCACAGGGCCUGGGGCUCCGGGUGGUGGGAAGGGGCAGUUCCACGGCAGAGACGGAGGCCAGCCCCUGCAGCCUGGACACCGUGGAUCCCGCCAGGGGCUGGGGAGGAUCAGGUGGAGGGAGAAGCAGGAGAGCAGCUGCCCCUUGGCCCAGCACAGGGGGCGAUGGGAGUCCUGGGAAAGCAGGACCCUGGCCUCGAGCCUCUGCGGCAUUUUCUCUGCUAGAAUCUCGUCACCUCUCUCUUCACCUCCUUCUCCAAAUCCCACCCAGAUGCCCCUUCUCUGAAUCGCCAUGGGGAUUCUCUCAGGCCCCACCCCUCCUGCAGAGCAGGCCUGUUCUAGGAGUCACCGGGCAGGGGUGGCUGCUGCCCUUCUGUGCCCCACCCCUCGGAAGAGCUGCUGCAACCCUGGUCUUUGUCAUCGGCCGUCACCUGGCGGAGAGGCUGCCAAGCAGAGGGAGGCUAGUAGUGUCACUUGACGCCUCCUCUGGCGUCUGGGCAGGAGACUUCUCCCCAGAGGCCCCAGGCUGAUAUCUGUCUGCCCCUGUGUCACAGGAGGACUCACCUCUGGCCCCUCAGUAGGCUCUGCAAACACUGAGCCAGUCUUGGGGAGGCUGUGCAGUGGGGAAGAAGCAGUAGCCAGGCUCUGCUAGGUCACCCUGCCCUCCCGUCAGCCUUGGGGCUGCCUUGUCACACCUGCCCAAGGACCCACCAGCCGGUCCUCACCCCUUCCACCCUCAGUGUAGUCACUCCGGGGCUUCCUGAGGACCUGCACCCAGCACCACCCCUUCAAGCCUCCCGAACCAUCCCGCCCAGGCCUACUAGGCGAUGUGUCCUCAGGGCCAUGUAGAAACACUCCCUUGUCCCCACUUCAGCAGCAUAGUACCUGUCGCACGCCAUCUGAGGGAGGUACAGGUGCUGAUCCUUCACGUGACCUGAUGCCUCACUGCAGCCUGCGUACACGUGAGCAGCCUCAUGCAGAGGGGAAGCUCUGCCCGGGUCUUGGGGACUGUGACAUGGAGCAGGAGCCGCCCCCAGCCAGGCUGUUUUCAGCACAGCGUGGGCCCACAGCACCUUCAUGUGAGGUGCGGCCCCUCGGAGGAGGGCUGUCAGGUGAAACAUCCUGUGAGGGGGUGCCUCAGGAAUCCCGAAGCUGGGCUGAGCCAUGCUGCUGCUGCCAGAGGCCCUGGAGAGGACCUGGUUUUGGGAGACUCAGAGUCCUCUGUGAAAAAACCCUUGGAGAGCACCCCAGCAAAGCUGCACUUGGCUCCUGUGAGGAAGGGGCUCAGAGGCCUGGGCCCCUCUGCCUGGGCCGGGCUGGAGCUAUGGACCGUGAGCUGGCCCAGCCCACGUCCGUGCUGAGCCUCCCUGUCUGUGACCGUGCCAUCAUGGGCUCCUGGGUGUACAUCACGGUGGAGCUGGCCAUUGCCGUGCUGGCCAUCCUGGGCAACGUCCUGGUGUGCUGGGCCGUGUGGCUCAACAGCAACCUGCAGAACGUCACCAACUACUUCGUGGUGUCGCUGGCAGCGGCCGACAUCGCGGUGGGUGUGCUCGCCAUCCCGUUUGCCAUCACCAUCAGCACUGGGUUCUGUGCCGCCUGCCACGGCUGCCUCUUCAUCGCCUGCUUCGUCCUGGUCCUCACGCAGAGCUCCAUCUUCAGCCUCCUGGCCAUUGCCAUUGACCGCUACAUCGCCAUCCGCAUCCCGCUCCGGUACAAUGGCUUGGUGACUGGCACAAGGGCUAAGGGCAUCAUUGCCAUCUGCUGGGUGCUGUCAUUUGCCAUCGGCCUGACUCCCAUGCUGGGUUGGAACAACUGCGGUCAGCCUAAGGAGGGCAGAAACCACUCACAGGGCUGCGGGGAGGGCCAGGUGGCCUGUCUCUUUGAGGACGUGGUCCCCAUGAACUACAUGGUGUACUUCAACUUCUUUGCCUGUGUGCUGGGGCCCCUGCUGCUCAUGCUGGGUGUCUACCUGCGGAUCUUCCUGGCAGCGCGACGACAGCUGAAGCAGAUGGAGAGCCAGCCUCUGCCGGGGGAGCGUGCACGGUCCACACUGCAGAAGGAGGUCCACGCUGCCAAAUCGCUGGCCAUCAUUGUGGGGCUCUUUGCCCUCUGCUGGCUGCCCCUGCACAUCAUCAACUGCUUCACCUUCUUCUGCCCCGACUGCAACCACGCCCCUCUCUGGCUCAUGUACCUGGCCAUCGUCCUCUCCCACACCAAUUCCGUUGUGAAUCCGUUCAUCUACGCCUACCGUAUCCGCGAGUUCCGCCAGACCUUCCGCAAGAUCAUUCGCAGCCACGUCCUGGGGCAGCAAGAACCCUUCAAGGCAGCAGCUGGCACCAGUGCCCGGGCCCUAGCAGCUCAUGGCAGUGAUGGAGAGCAGGUCAGCCUCCGUCUCAACGGCCACCCCCCAGGAGUGUGGGCCAACGGCAGUGCUCCCCACCCGGAGCGGAGGCCCAAUGGCUACGCCCUGGGGCUGGUGAGUGGAGGGAGUGCCCGAGAGUCCCAGGGAGACACGGGCCUCUCAGACGUGGAGCUCCUUAGCCAUGAGCUCAAGGGAGUGUGCCCAGAGUCCCCUGGCACAGAGGACCCCCUGGCCCAGGAUGGAGCAGGAGUGUCCUGAUGAUCCAUGGAGUUUGCCCCUUCCUAAGGGAAGGAAAUCUUUAUCUUUCUGGUUGGCUUGACCAGUCAUGUUGGGAGAAGAGAGUGCCAGGGGCCCCUGAGGGCAGCUGGUUCCUGCUUUGGACUGAGAGGAGGGAGCCCCAGGCUGGAGCAGCAUGAGGCCCAGCAAGGAGGGCUUGGGGUCGCAGGAAGCAGACGUUUCAUGCUGUGAAGCCCUGGACCAGGUGGGGGCCACAGCACCAGCAGCAUCUUCGCUGGCCAGGGCCCAGCCCUCCACUGCAGAAGCAUCUGUAAGUGCCACCUUGUCUCCACAGAGCAGGUUGGGCACAGCAGACUGGCCUGGCCCUGAGGCUGGGGAGUGGCUCCAACAGCCGCCUGACACCCACCCACCACUCUCCCUAGACUCUCAAAGGGUUCAGGAGCUGCUGGGCCCAGAGGUGACAUUCGACUCUUUUUUCCAGGAAAAAUCUAAAUGUGAGGAAACCCUUUUAAUUUUAUUACCCUUUCCUCCCUGGCUGCUGGGUCUGUCGGUCCUGCUGCUAACCUGGCACCAGGGCCUCUGCCUGGGGAGUCAGGCAGUCCUCUCCUGCUGUCAUGAGCUGCCAUCCACUUCUCACUCCCAGGGCCAUCUCUCGGAGUGACAAUGCUGGGAUCACGGACAGGGAGUUACAACAGAGCAGUGCCAGAGCAUGGGCUCAGGCCCCAGGGGAGAGGUCGGGGCUGGCAGGCCACUGGCAUGUGCCUAAGCAGCGCGGAGCUGCCCGGCGAGAGGCCUUGUCUAACUGCCUUUUCUUCUAAAGGGAACGUUUUUUUCUGAGAUAAAAUAAAAAUGAGCCACAUCGUGUUUUAAGCUUGUCCAAUGAGAA
Sapajus apella (tufted capuchin) is the source of this 4244-nucleotide messenger RNA. It is a transcript of the gene ADORA2A, whose product is annotated as adenosine A2a receptor. Gene Ontology annotation, biological process: adenylate cyclase-activating G protein-coupled receptor signaling pathway; G protein-coupled adenosine receptor signaling pathway. The record is from RefSeq and is a predicted model, not a curated record. Gene Ontology annotation, molecular function: G protein-coupled adenosine receptor activity. Lineage: Eukaryota; Metazoa; Chordata; Mammalia; Primates; Cebidae. Gene Ontology annotation, cellular component: membrane.